AUGCUGAGCGCCUAUCUUCGAUUGAUGGCACGUCGUCCGCUGGCCACACAGAUUGUUUCGGCUGGUAAGUUGGCUUAUUUUUUUUAUUGUUUAUUUCAAUUUUAGGUCUCGGAGAUUAAUUACUUUCACAAAAUUUGAUAAAAUUUAUCAUGGACAACACGAAAGACCCGUUUUUGUCAUGGAUAAUAUAAUUGUUUCUCUAGGUGUGAUUGGAGUUGCCGGUGAUGCGGUUUGCCAGUUGGCUAUCGAACGAAAGCCCCUAAAACAGUACGAUUAUGGGCGUGGAGCGCGGUUCUUCAUCAUGCCGGCCUUCUGGAUGGCGCCGAUUCUGAAUCGCUGGUUCCGUGUUUUGGAGAUGAUCGGAGGAAAAGGCGCCAUUUUCAAGCGUCUGGCUGUUGAUCAGGUGGGCAAAGAACUAUCGUUCUUUCAUUUUACAGUUUUUUUUGUCCAAAAAAGCGAAACUCACAUAGUUUUUGCAGUCUUGAGACAAAUUAUUAUAUUAUCCAUGAUGACUUUUGAUAUCGAAAAAUUUUUGAUAUUCUUGUUGUGAAAGGUUGACAUAAUCAUAGAACAUGUGCUGGAAUGCCUUCUAAAUAAAUUUACCGGCUGUUUUACUAUCAUUUUUAUCCGUUUUUCACCACUUUCCUGGAUGAAUAUUACAGUGAACUGACCAGAUACAGUGGCAAAAAACGUACCAUUUUGCAUCCGGGAAGUAUCAAAAAUGCAGCAAAAUACCUCCCCUCUCCGAAUAAAAAUCUCCGUUUUGAAAGGAGUGAGAGAGAGAAAGGUAUUUUGCUACAUUUUUGAUACUUCCCGGGUGCAAAAUUGUACGUUCUUUGCCACUGGAUCAAGUCCGUUACUGUAAUAUUCAUCUAGGAAAUUGGUGAAAACCGGAUAAAAAUGAUAAUAGAACAGUCUGUAAAUUCAUUUAGAAGGCAUUCCAGACCAUGUUCUAUGAUUAUAUCAAUCUUUCACAACAGGAAUAUCAAAAUCUUUGAUAUCAAAAGUCAUCAUGGAUAAUAUAAUAAUUUGUCUCAAGACUGCAAAAACCCUGGACAAUAUCGCUAAUCCCGUCUUCAGAUCCUGUUCUCCCCUUGUUUUGGAGCCUCAAUUCUAAUGGUUUUGGGUAUAAUGGAGGGCGCUACUCCGCAACAAGCCUUUGAUUCGAUGAAAAAAAUCAUCUGGGACAUUUACGUGACCUCCCUUCAAUUUUGGCCAGCCGUCCAGCUGAUCAACCUCAACUUUGUCCCCCUCAAUUAUCGUGUGGUCUUUGUGCAGCUCGCGUCUCUGAUCUGGAACAGCUACAUCUCCUACAAGACCCAGAACAAGACUUUGCAAUAA
Messenger RNA from Bursaphelenchus xylophilus (pine wood nematode), 1341 nucleotides. The record is from the annotation of a GenBank genome assembly. Lineage: Eukaryota; Metazoa; Nematoda; Chromadorea; Rhabditida; Aphelenchoididae.